CACACCUCUGUGUUUGGCUCGAGUAGUGCACUGACAGAUUCACAGCAAAUUGUUGAUUUGCCCAAUUCCUUCCUCAUGGCGCCGUUGGCUCUCGUGCUCUUUGCCAGCCUUUCUUCCGCAUUCGCGUUCAGGUCGGAUGGCAAGGAAGAGGUGAAAUCAAUUCACCAGCAUGCGGAGCACACUGCUGCGGUUGAGGCUUCGAUUCAGCUCCAUACCAGCAACGCAACGGGAGACGGCAUGGAUAGUGCCAUUGCCCAGGCCAGCAUGGUCCACCAGCAGAUGCUCAAGGUGGCAAAGACUGGCAUCACUGGCUAUGCUGCAGUGAAUGGUGCCCGUUGCCCAACCAGUGUGCCAGGAAUGAACAUGGCUGUUGAGGACGGAUACGACUAUGGUGCUGGCUGCAAAUGGCAGGAGACAUGUCUUUGCCCAAACUCCCCCUACUAUGUUUGUGCAACCACGGGCCGGAUAUCCAAUCCGUCAGGCUUCACCGGAGUUUUCAUUUCAACCUUUGGCUAUUGCCGCAUGGGCUGGUGGGUAUUUGUCGGCGGUGGCGCUCUUGUCGUCAUGCUUCUGACGGUGAUGUAUUUUGGCAUCAUGUAUUAUAUCAUCAAAUAAUCAAGCUUGCCAACAGACAAAUGGCAGAAACUUUAUUGGCGA
This is a messenger RNA of Effrenium voratum, 657 nucleotides long. The record is from the annotation of a GenBank genome assembly. NCBI's taxonomy places the organism in Eukaryota, Dinophyceae, Suessiales, Symbiodiniaceae.